This is a messenger RNA of Microstroma glucosiphilum, 3552 nucleotides long. RefSeq lists its product as hypothetical. Gene Ontology annotation, cellular component: nucleus. The transcript is spliced from 4 exons. The coding region runs from base 140 to 3232 and encodes 1030 amino acids. Gene Ontology annotation, molecular function: protein binding. Lineage: Eukaryota; Fungi; Basidiomycota; Exobasidiomycetes; Microstromatales; Microstromataceae. The record is from RefSeq and is a predicted model, not a curated record.
CCAGGUGCUCACACGUCCCAUCUCCUAGAGCCCACUUGGGCUGCCCGCUCCGCUCGCUUGACCGGACGCGCCUUAUCCAGUGUAGGACCGCACAUCGCCGCUGCUGCAGUCCUCACCAUCUCCGCGAGGACGGGGAAGAAUGUCAACUCCUGGCCUCGCAACGGGACAAGGAUCAGGUCCCAGCCUCCAGCCACCCCUUCACGACCCUUUGGCUUCUUCCAACAAGGUGACGGGAGCAGGGCUACCACGCAAGCGGGGCGCAUCGGCCACGCCUGAUGGCAUCGCAGAUAAGAGGAACAGACCCGAUGAUAGCAGGCCGGGACAAGGUGCUACAGACUCAGGAAUGGGAAGCCCAAGCAAUUCACGCGGAGAUAGGCUGAUGAACGAGCGCCUUUGGGGCGAAGAAGCUACAAAACUGGACGUGUAUGUCUGGGACUAUCUCACAAGAAGAGGGUUCAAUGGAGCCGCAAAGACACUAGUCUCCGAGGCUCAGAUGAACGAGCCGCCAGACGUACCGCUGAAGACUCCCCAAGGACUCUUGUUCGAGUACUGGGCUAUCUUCUGGGAUGUAUUCGCUGCUCGUUCGGGACGUGGCACUCCAGAUGCUCGGGCUUAUCUUGACUUUGAAGAACAACGUCAGACACAACGGCAAAGCGAUAGCAACAGGCGUGGCGAGGCCGGAGAGGCUGCCGGUGUUGGAGUAGGCUCCUCGACCGAGAUCGGUCGUUUCCCCUCGAUGGUCAUGGGCAAUGGCUCCGGCACUCAGACCGACGGCUUAGCGGCUCCCGCUGCCCUCGCUGUUCAGCAGAGGGCGGCAAUGGCCAACACGUUCAACAAUGGCGCAGCACCAGGAGCAGCUCAACCCAUGGGACCCGCAAUCACCAUUGCAAACCUACCACAGCAGCAACAGCAGCAGAUCCUGCUACAGGUCGCUCGCCAACGCGGAAUUCCCAUCGAAGAAGUGCGGCAGUACAGUCCGGCAAUGCGCCAGUCUUUACUCAACUCUGCCAUGCAGCAGUCGCAGCAGCAAAACCAACAGCAUUUGCAAGGUCAGCCGCCACAAAAUGCUCAGACACAGCAGCAGUCACAACAAUUACAGCACGGGCAGCCGAUCAUAUUUGCUCCCGGAGGUCCUGGAAGUCAACCUAUGAGAAUUGCCCCCGGCCAUCCUCAAUAUGAGCAAGUCUUUCAGAGCAGACUGGCCCAGCAAAAGGCUCUACAGGCCCAACUGGGAAAUCGACCACCUUCUCGAGGCCCUCAGGUAGGUGGCCCUCCGGCAGCUUUGACAGCUCAGGGUCCCAAUAGAGUCAGCAUGCUCCCACCAGGAGCUAUCGGCUCGCCGGCAGCUGCAUUACAGCCUGCGACUCCUAGUGCUGGUCCUGCCCAAGUGGGAACGCCAGGCGCAGGCGGGGUGCAAGAUGCUGGAAGGCAGCAGUUGGCCCCACAGAUGCAACAGCAGCAGCAGCCGGUAGGCGGCGCGUUCCAAGGAGCAGGAGGACCACUGCAACAGCCGCAACAGCAGCAGCAGCAACCUUCGACUCCUGGAGGCGGCACGGCUCCCCUCGGCACUGCAAGGGCGGAGCUCCCGCCUCAGGCCAUGUUGCCAGAGCAUCUUCGGAACAAGCCUGUUCUCAAUGCAGCGCAGCACAGUGCUCUGAUCUCUCAACUCCAGCAACUGCAUGAGAAUAUACGCCAGGAAGGGUCAAAAGCUCAAUUCGCCCCGAAUCAGAUGAUGGCGCAGCAAUUCUUCCAGAAUGCGAGCUCGCUGCAAGCAAAGGCACAGCAUCUUCAAGAAAUUCUCAAAGUUCAGCCUCUACUGCAGCAAGCUGCCGCCUCCUUUGCACAGCAGCAGGCACAAGCGAGGAAUGCAGGGUCUACGCCCGGGGGACCUGGUGCCACAGCCAAUUCGGGUCAAAUGAACCCACCUUCAACUACGCCGCUGAUGCAGAAUGGCGUGCUGAUUCCUCAGCAACGGACUCAGUUGUUGUCCCAGCAGCAGCAACAGCAGCAAGGAUUGUCCGGCCGUCAGGACGUUCCUGGCAUGAACGGACAGCUACAAGUCGGUCAGGUGGGACAUCAGCGACCGCAGACGGGCGAUCAACAGUCACAAAUGGGAACGCAGAUGUCGGGCGGUCAGCAACAGCAGACGCCGUUCCAGCAAGGGAUGGCAGGCGGCCCUCAUCAGGGCGGUGGCACGGGAGAUUACACUUCCGUCGAGCAACCACGCUCUCAUGCUGUGCAGUUCACCGGUAACCCUUUCGGUCGACCCGGAGGUAUGCAGGGCCAGCCUACGGGCCCACAGCAGUUCGGUAUGAACCGUGGGUUGGGCAACAACGAGGACCAAUCCCAUCAUGCUAUGCAGCAAUACGGUACCCAUGGCGCAGCGGGCCUCGGACGCCCAGCUUUGGCGCGAUCCGCAUCAAAUGCAAUGGGCGCCGGGCCUUCAACCUCCAGUCCUAGCCCCAGAAAUCCAUCUGUCGGCAAUGGCUUGCAGGGAAACAAUGCCAAGCCCCCGGCCUCUGCAAAUUCUCCCGCUGCAAUGAUCCCCAGUACCCCCAAGCAAGCUGCUGCCGAAGUGAAGAAAAAGAAAGAGCCAAACAAGGCAAAUCGAAAGAACUCGAAAGCUGUCAAGACACCUCAGCUGGGCCACGCUCUUGUUCCGUCGGGCAACGGCGGGGAUGCUUCGACACCCGGUGGUGGCGGUCAAGGGGCAAGCGCCGGCGGUGGCAGUGGCGGUGCGCCGCAGACGCCUUCCAGCAACCAACCGACACCGAGAGUGGAGCAUCAACAAAUCAACAAGGCACAACAACCGCCCCCAAGUCGCAGUGGUACCGGUGGCGGUGGAAACGAAAGUGGCAGCGGAGAUAUCAAUGGCAGCGCCAACCAUUCCAUGGACUCGCAACAGCCUUCUGGUCUGACCAGCUCUGCCUCGAUGACAAACUUCGACGCAUUUGCUCCAUCUUUGGACGGGCUAGGCGUAUCCGGAGCGGGCGUCGGAGCUGGCUCGACUAGCAACGCCGAUGCCUCAAAUCAGAGGGGAAGCACAGACGCUGGCCUGAGCAAUGAAGACUUCUCGAGCCUCUUUGCCUCGAAUGAGUUCUUUGACUUUGAUGCUGGAGGAUCGAGUAGUGGAGGAGGGCCCAAUGGAGGCAAUGGCGGAACUGGCAACUUCGAUUGGGAUAUUAGCAGUCUUUCGGGAAUGUUUGGAAACGAAAUGGCUGGUGGAUCUUGAGCUGCGAUGGGAUAAGGAAGACGAAAAGGUGUCCCACAAGGAUGCGAUUACCUUUUAAGAGGUUGCACACAAGUGCAGAUGCUACGUUUGGACGACAUCGAUGCAUUACGAUGUUGACGCCUACCCAAAAACAACAGGGGCUUCAUACACGCUGUUUCCCCCCACCCCUGGCCCUCUACUACGGCUCGUUAGUCCGCCCCGUUCCCCCAUUCUUUCAUGUUGUACCGCUAGCAGUGCUAGGAAGAAAGUCCACGUCACUUCCCCUUUCCCCCCCCCCUCCUCUCUGUAUCUCCCUCUUCUUCGCUCCUUCGCUCCUUCUA